Molecule: messenger RNA, 753 nt
Organism: Melampsora larici-populina 98AG31
Lineage: Eukaryota; Fungi; Basidiomycota; Pucciniomycetes; Pucciniales; Melampsoraceae
Exons: 2
Coding region: 1-753 (250 amino acids)
Source: RefSeq, a predicted model, not a curated record
AUGGCUUCAGGACCAAAUUUUCACGGAGUCUGUGAUCAGUGUACUCCUUCUCAACAAAGCUGUAUCUUUUCUACUGCUCCUAGUAAUCCAAAUGGCCAUUGGAGAUGUAACAGCUGCAGAUUUUUUGGUUUUCAUUGUGACUAUCCUGAAACCAUUCUUGAACCAACCUCUCCUCCAGCUAUUCCAACUACUCCAACUCCAGAUCAACAACUUCCACUUGUGCCUUCUUCUCCUUAUGAUCAAGACUGGAGUCAUUUAAUAGGAUUAGUUCCUGAAUAUCAAUCACCAGCUUCACCUCCACCUCCUUCCAUAGCUGCUCAAUCUGUUGAAACUAUUUAUCCCACUGAUGAUCCAAUCUUUACUAAUAUUUUUGAUUACAACUUGGAUUGGAAAAAUGAUCAUGCUACUGAAUUAGCUUGGACUGUUUGGCGUCACUUUGAUAAUGCUAUGAGAAUCAUAAAAGAUACUGGUUAUGAAAUCCCUAACUUAGCUAAUAAUUCUUAUAAUUUAAGUAGAGACAUUGUAAUUGAUGAUUAUGUUGCUAGAAAUACUAGUACUGGCAAUACUCCUCCUACCCUCAGUUCCUUUAUUCCUUUCCCUCAUCAUGCUGAAAGAGCUAAUGCUGAAUAUGUUCCCCCUAUUAAUUCUCCUCAAUCUGAUAUUUCUGAACCCUCUGAUCCUUCAUCUUCUAAUCCUUCUGUUGGUCCUCCUAACACUGAUUUACCUAAUUUCCUUGAUCCUUCAUUAAAAUAA